AAUGGCGGCGCUGGGUGGGAGCCGCGCUGCAGCGCGGUAGAGCCCUCGGCCGUCCAGCCGCCGCCGGCCGGGCAGCGGAGCGGGCGCGGCUGGUGCGCUAUAUAAGCGGCGGCCCAGCUCGGCCCAGCUACCCGCCGCCGGAGCCCGGCGGGUGGGUAGGACGAGGCGGCCCAGGCAAAUGUGCAAUACCAAGAUGUCCUCCCUUACGGACGCCUCUUCUGUCACCGUUUCGGAGCAAGAGGCCCUGGUUAAGCCAAAGCCAUUAUUGUUGAAGUUGUUGAAGUUAGCAGGAGCAGAAAAAGACACUUUUACUAUGAAGGAGGUAAUAUUCUAUCUUGGCCAAUAUAUUAUGUCUAAGCAAUUAUAUGAUGAGAAACAGCAGCAUAUUGUGCACUGUGCAAAUGAUCUCCUUGGAGAUUUAUUUGGAGUACCAAGCUUUUCAGUAAAAGAACACAGGAGAGUAUAUUCAAUGAUAUCCAGAAAUCUGGUAGCAAUCAAUCAACAAGAUGCAACGCUUGUUAACACACCUGAGGAUGAUGCCAGAUUUCAGCUUGAAACAGAAAAUGUUUUAAAGGAAUCCAUGCAAGAGUUAGAAGAGAAGCAGACUUCACCAAACUUAACUUCUCGACCAGCAACAUCAUCUAGGAGGAGAACACACAGUGAAUCUGAAGAAAAUUCUUCAGAUGAUCCACAUAGUGACAGAAGAAAACGACACAAGUCAGACAGCAUUUCGUUGACAUUUGAUGAAAGUCUCUCAUGGUGUGUAGUCAGUGGACUGUGCCGUGAAAGAAGCAAUAGCAGUGAUUCAACAGAUUCUCCUUCCAUUCCUGAUCUUGAUGCCAGUUCACUAAGUGAAAACUCUGAUUGGUUUGACCACAGUUCCGUUUCAGACCAGUUCAGUGUAGAGUUUGAAGUUGAGUCUAUUUAUUCAGAAGAUUAUAGCCACAAUGAGGAAGGACAGGAGCUCACAGAUGAAGAUGAUGAGGUAUAUCAGUUGACUAUUUAUCAAGAUGAAGAAAGUGAUGCUGAUUCAUUUGAUGAAGAUCCAGAGAUUUCUCUAGCUGAUUAUUGGAAGUGUGCUGAAUGUAGUGAAAUGAAUCCUCCGCUUCCACGACAUUGCCACAGAUGUUGGGCCCUUCGUGAGGACUGGCUUCCAGAUGAAAAGAGUAAUAAAUCCGAAAAAAGCAAAUUAGAAAGUUCUUUGCACCUGGAGUCUGAAGAAGGUUUUGAUGUUCCUGACUGCAAGAAAGUGAAAAUGACUGAAGAUAAAGAACCAGCUUUGGAGGAAAAUGAUGAUAAAGCAGUACAAAUUUGUGAGUCCCAGGAAAGUGAAGAGUAUUCUCAGCCAUCUACAUCUAGCAGCAUGUUUUGUAGCAGUCAGGAGGACUUUAAGGAACCUGAGAAGAGAGAAGUGCAGGACAAAGAGGAAAGUAUGGAAUCGAGUCUGCCUAUCACCAGCAUAGAGCCCUGUGUCAUAUGUCAAAGCAGACCUAAAAAUGGCUGCAUAGUACAUGGCAAAACAGGACAUCUUAUGUCAUGUUUUACAUGCGCGAGAAAACUUAAGAAGAGGAACAAACCCUGUCCGGUGUGCAGACAGCCCAUACAGAUGAUUGUGCUAACUUACUUUAGUUAGAAGGAUGCUGAGUGCAAAGGAGCAAAAAGAACUUCACAGACUGGUACAGCAAUUAAGAGAGUAAGAAACUAUUUUUAUAUACUUACCGAAAUAUUAAUAUUUUGGAUGCCUUUACAUUUGAUGUGGAAGGUGAUUGCUGAAAUAAAUAUUGCACUGGAAUUGAUAGAGUUUAGCCUAAUAUUCAUUAGUCAAUUUGAAGAUUUUAAAUCCUUCUAAAUAGAAGUACCCAUUUCCUGUAAAACAUCUGUCUUUCUAUGUGUUCUAUGUUGCAAACAAGUUAGUAACAUUUGAAUUACUGAAUUAAAUACACACAUUAAAAAUGAAUUUAGUGGUUAUGAGAGGUGAUACAAUUUUGAAGAGUUUGUUGAUGGCAAUUCCUCUUCUUAAGAAAAUACAAGACUCUCUAGAUUCCAGUGUCUGUUGUCUGGUGAAGACACUGAGCAAAAAUUAGAACUCCAAAUAAGUCAGUAAAAUAAAUAAGAUCUUAUCUCCUUCACUCCCAAGACUUACAUUCCUCCCAGUAGUCAAAUUAUGGGGAAAAUCUUUUAGAGAGUUAAGAAAUAAGGGAAGAUGAGAUAGAAAAUCAUUUAAGGAUUUGGAAAUAGACUAGGAAAGUGUCUUUUAUUUUUAUAACUUGCGUUGUAAACUUCAGUGUUGUGUGUAUGUGUCCCAAGCUUUAAAUUCAGUCAUACGUUUACCUCUUAAACAUCCUGAGAAAUAGGCUCUCAAAAUAUUUUGUGAAAUUUGUGGUCUGUGCUGUACUGUUGAUUUAUUUUAGCAGAGUGUAUAAGACUUGAAACAGGCAAGUAAAAUGAAGAAUUGUCUAUAUAAUAAGUUGCCCAAAUUAUGUAAUAUUGAGGGAGACUCGUAUUUUUUCUGCAGUGGUUUUUGCCUUCAGCAGUGUGUCAUACAGCUUGAGCACUACAUUUACUUGAAUAAAAAUAAAAAAAAAAAUCCACCUCUAGUAGAAACAAAUUGUCUAGUUCUAUUUCAGGUAGAUAUUUUUAGGUUAAGUAGUCUUACUUACCUUAUUUUUAUCUGUAUCACAAGGAUUUUUAAAAUCUUUUGCCAAGUUUUUGACUAAUUUAAAUCUUCAGAGACCUUAAUAUGAAAAUUUGUCACAAUUUGAUCUGACACUUACAGCUUUUAACUUUUUCCUCCUCACUGUAGUUGUCAGAUUUUUGUGAAAUGUAUCUGUUUGUUUAUUAAGAAGUUUACUUUCUGUGCUGCCUUCAUAGAAGGUAACGUGAGUGUGUAUUUGCUAAAAUAUCUUCAGGAUGUGGUUAGAUUAGGUUUGAAUUGUUCUUAGAUGGGUAGUUUCUGUACCCAUGAGUGAGUUUGGUUUUUUUUUGCCUUUGGAAAACGAUAUUUAAGAAAAGAGUAGCACGUUUGAGUAGCUUUUUAAUUUUAGAGGUGGUCACUGGUAGUCUGUCAAAUAGAGAGAAUGGCAGAUGAGUAGUUUUUGAGUCAAGGGAGUUCCGUGUAUGGAGAUGUAACCCCAAAUGCAGAAGUUGUAUGAUUUUUCCCAUCCUGCAAGCCUAAGUUAAAUAGCAUCCUUAACUUAAAAUACUAGUAUAGAACAGUUAAUGCCCGUGUACUAGUACAAAGACUUACUGUGUAACUGCUUUAGUGUCAGAACUGAAAUAGUUAUACUAGUAUAAAGUAGCUGUAAGUCAGGAGCAAAACUAACCUGAAUACAAGGAAGAACCAAGGCAAAUGACAAAGAAAGCAACUAAAAGCUAUACAAUACAAACUUGUUAAAAACUUGGUUAUUAUUUUCCUGCAAAGAAAUUCUGUGAUGCAUAAAGACUGAGUUACCUGGGUAUUUUUUUGUUGUUUUUUUAUAGUUAAAAUUAUUUUUGCAAAAUGCAACUAAAAGAAGAUUGUUGCCUCCAAAGUUUAACUAUAAUUUAUUUUAACUAAACAAAAUAUAAAACCCAAUUGUAAUUGUCUCUUCAAAUUCUUACAUGCAAAUUUCUGCUUUUUACAAUUUGUAAUGUGACAGCAGGUAGUUGGAAGUUCUUAAAGUUAUAACUUAAAGGCUUUGGUCAAGAAUAACCUUUCAUGCUGGGCUUUGAUAAUCCUUUAGUCUGAUAUAGGAAAAAUCCUUUGGGCUGUCACUGGUAUGCAUGCUUUGUAUUUAUUGGUCAAAAAAUGUUGUAGAUAGCCUCAUUGAAAUGAAAUUGUGAUGAAAGAUGUACUAAAGCUUCAGUAGGUUACAGCACUUCCGUGAAACUGUUCUAUUGCAACAGGACAGAUCUUUGCAUUUUCAGGCAGUGAUGCUUCUAACAAACGGUUACCUGCCUUAAUUCCUGGCUGCUUUCUGUUUGUUUUUCUUAUGUUACGUGAUAAAGUAUAGCGAAGCUUGCAAAGGCUCUUCCUCCGCACCCACAGAUCAGAACCAAACAGCGGUCAUAUCUUGCCUGGAACCUGCAGCUGAGAGAGAGAGUUGAAAAGCUGUAUGCUCAGGAAGAGCGUUGAUAAAAUGGGGAGUGUGCUAAGGAAACUUUAUCCGUUACACACACUCUUGUGUCUUCAGCUUUUCUGGUUUGAUACCUUCUCUACAGUCACUGGAAUUGCUGUGUAACUACUGUCAUGGCAGAGCAGCUGUUGUUAUUUAAUUCCUAUUGGAACAAAUUGUAGCAUCCCACUCCAGAUGUCCUCUUACAACCCCUUGAGUUAUCUUCAUCACUGGGGGGGAGGGGAACACUCACAAAAAAGCAUGUAUGGUCAACAUAUCAGUGUAGUAAUCCCUGUUAUUCACAAUUACUUUGCUUUUGAAUUUCCUUUCAAUAACAUUUCAUCUCCCCUAAAGCCACCUGCCUUGACAGAAGGUAAAAUGGGAGCAUACAACAUAAUAAUUUUUCCCUGUUAUGAUCUAAAAGUUUACUUCCUUAGCAUUUCUUCUGUGGGGAAUAGCCAUGGAAAUAACCUCUACUCCAUACAAUAAUGAGGAAAUGGGAAAUUCAGGUUUCUGCAUGCUUGGAUAAACCAUUGUGGCAGACUGGCUCUUUGUUCUGAAUUGUGGGUUUUGGCAUAAUAAUUUUUAACACUUUCUGGUAAGUGUCAGAUGGCUUUAUUCAAAACUUGCUUUACAAAUGAAGAAGUGAUGAGUAGCAGCAUCUUGCCCAGUUCUGUGAAGAAGCUGGCAGGCAGGUGAGAGCUCCUCUAGGCGCCUGUGGGAGCAGUGUGUGCAUCUGUGUGACAGAAGUGCUGAGGACCAGGACCCUGAUUCAGAGCAGGUGUUCAGGCGCUUAGUUGUAACAGAUGGAAAUUUUUGAAUCUGGCUCUGUUAAAUCACUUUGACCUGCGCUUGGACCUCUGGAAAUAUAGGCGGAAGAAAUGCCAGAAGGAUUAAUGGCAAUGAGCCUUGUAUUUAUCUUUUUUUUUUUUUUCUUCAGAUUAAACAAUUAUCUUUCCUUGAGUAGUAGUCAAAAUGAGCACAGAAGUUCACACUUGUACUAGAGAGCUUAGAUUGUUAUUUAAUACCACAGACAUUUUAACCUUUAAUUUAUUGCAGUUUGUACAUACUCCUGUGCACAUGAUUAGUGUUCGGAGCUUUAAUUUAUUGAAUUAGCCUAUUGGUACCUGUAUGUACAUAAAUGUGUGUAUGUUGUAAAUCACAGUUACAAGAAGAAUAUUUAAGUAAUUGUUGCAUUAAAAAUAAAAAGGCAGAUAUAUUGCAAACUAAGAGGGGUAUAAGAAUAUUUAUGUCUUGGUUUUCCUUUUUUCCUUCUCUUAAUACAACUAAUGAGGUACAACUAUGUAAGAUUUAUUAAAUGGCAGUAGAGACGGAUGGUGGUACAACAUUAAUGUAGUGCAAAUAUUUUGGUGCUGUUUUCCUUUGGAAUGCUUUUGCAUCUCUGAGUACAACCAAGAAGCUUGCUGACUACUUCGCUGCUCUAGUAACAUGGGAAGUCCUUAUCUGGAAGAUGUGGUGGCAAGAGGAGAGGAUUCAAGUUUGAUUUGUUUCUGGUGAUAAUUUCUUUUGCCCUUGACUGUGUGACUAAGAAGGUUAAGGGAAUGGCCAGAUACUAACAAAAUUUGAAAGUAUACAAUUAUUUUCAGUUAUUAUCUUAACCUAUUCGUUCUGCACUUCAGGCAGACAAUAUUCAUAUACAAAUACUACCAAAAAUGAGUCACUCUCUUUUAUAAAGUACAGUAAAACCACUUGCUGAUUACAUUAUGAAAAAGUCAUAUUUAGAUUUUAUCAUUGAAAUUCAACUCCUGAACCAAGAAAGCUACGUGUGGAGUACCUGACAGAAGCCAAAAUUAUUUCGUUCCAGUGUGUCUAACAUUUCUCAAAAAGUCUAGAAAUACUGAAUAUCGAAAUGCUUGAGUCUUUAAUACUGAGUCUUCACUUCAAAUUUUCUGAACUCUGCUGCUUUUAUCCUUUAAAAAUGUUGCACAGCUGAAAUGUAGGUAGCUGGGUCGCUGAUUCUAUUUAAUACUGACUGCAGGGAUUACAUUGUUGUUGCCCUGCACCUGUGGAGUGUUGCCUAUUAGUAUCAUUAAUUAGCAGGCUGGGACAAGUAUGUGCCCUGCGGCACUCCACAGGAGGCUGUGGCUGCCACUUGAGUGAGCAGGUUGAUUUAGAAAGGAUAAAAGUUUACAUAGCUCUGUUGAUGAAAGGUUUUGCAUUUAUUUUUGACCAUUUUUUGUUCCAUUUUAUCACUGAGUUCCAUUUUUUUGUAAACUUGUUUAAAUGUCACUGGCUCUUAAACUUCUGUUUGGUUGAGGCUAAAUGCAAAAGACUCAGAUUUUUCCCCUUUAAGUCUAAUACGAAGGAAAUCAAUUCUCAUACUUACAGAAAGCAUCAACAAGAAUAAUUGUUUUAAGAAAACCCUGUUAUUACAGGAAAGAGAUCAGAAAAUUACUAGAAGCACGGUGAAGUGAAUAAACAGCAGUUGUGCAGGGUGAAAAACUCUUCCCUCUCUUAAUCUAAAGUUGCCAAAGGGCGUAACUUCAGAAGUUGAAUUUUUAACUUCACUUAGCAUUUUAAAACAGUUAAUGUGUGAUUGGGCAGCAGUUAUCCUAGGAAGACAGAUGGGUUUUUGCAUCUUCAGUCAGCUUAAAAAGGGGUAUUUGCUGCUGUGGUACUUCCCUACGCAGUAUGUGCAAGUGAUGCCCAGAAAGGCACGAUUCGUACCUGGUCGACGUUUAUUUGCUGUUCUCCUUGGAUUAUUCACAAUACAGGCAGGUAGAUUCAGACUUUGGAUUCCUGGCUCCUGCGUAAGGUCUGAGUCUCACUUUUUUUCUUUCUUUCCCCUUUUUUUUUUUUUAAGUUACGUUGUAGUUUAUAGGUGUUGCAAAAAUGUAAAUAAAAAACAAAAAAACUAUCUUAACAAGGGUCAGAACUUACUAAAAAUGUAAAGUUGUUGCUUUUAGCUGCUGUAUGCUUUUUAUUUUUAAUUACUACAAGCACAACACAAAUUUCAAGCAAAUGCAUCUUUGAAGUAUUUAUUGUACCUGUAAAAUUUAUUGGUUAAAUUGUGUUAUCACCCGUUUUUUGUAAACCUUGUUUAAAUUAAACACCAUGGUUUUGAAGGACAGCUCAUAUUUUUACACAGUUACUGGAAGUCUGCAUGAUGAUUACAUAAAUCCUGAAAUACCAAAAUAGUUUUUCCAAAAGCAGUCCUGCAUUGUUUUCUGAGUACACAUAGUAGACUGAUUAUUAAACACUGUUUAAUAAUGAAUUUAAGUAACUAUGCAAUUUUGCUACUAUACAGAUGUACACAUACAUGUUUAUGGCUUAUCAUUUUGCAUACCUUCUAGAGAGCCCUUACAGCUGGUGUACACUGAGUAACCAUUAAAGUUAAAAUAUCCGCUUAAACUGCACAGACUACAUUCCCUUUAAGAGAAGAAUUUUCAUGUGCAUUUCAUUUAUGUCUUUUGGUUUUAAGGUUUUCCUUUUCUGAGGAAAGUAAACAUUGUUAUGUUUAAAAGCUUUAAAUAAAGAUUCUUUAUAUAUA
Rhea pennata is the source of this 7605-nucleotide messenger RNA. RefSeq names its product MDM2 proto-oncogene (gene MDM2). NCBI's taxonomy places the organism in Eukaryota, Metazoa, Chordata, Aves, Rheiformes, Rheidae. The transcript has 12 exons. The record is from RefSeq and is a predicted model, not a curated record. Gene Ontology annotation, cellular component: nucleus. Gene Ontology annotation, biological process: negative regulation of apoptotic process; cell cycle; protein ubiquitination. Gene Ontology annotation, molecular function: p53 binding; identical protein binding; ubiquitin protein ligase activity. Bases 179 to 1633 code for a protein of 484 amino acids.